CAAAUGAAACCCUAGCCAUCGUUGACAGAGACACCAAACGAACGAGCGUGUGUUAGUGUGGUGUUGUGAGUUGCAGCAGCCAUGGCAGAUGCAGAAACAGAGGUGCAAGGAGUUCCGAAGAAGAGGACGUUCAAGAAGUUCAGUUUCAGAGGGGUGGAUCUCGAUGCGCUCUUGGACAUGUCCACCGAUGAACUCGUCAAGCUUUUCUCUGCACGUGCUCGCAGAAGGUUUCAACGCGGUUUGACCCGCAAGCCUAUGGCACUAAUCAAGAAGCUCCGUAAGAAAAGGGAGGCUCCACCCGGUGAGAAGCCAGAGCCAGUUAGGACUCACCUCCGCAAUAUGAUCAUUGUGCCUGAGAUGAUUGGUAGCAUUAUUGGUGUUUACAAUGGGAAGACCUUCAAUCAAGUUGAAAUUAAACCAGAAAUGAUUGGCCACUAUCUUGCUGAAUUCUCAAUCUCUUACAAGCCUGUUAAGCAUGGAAGGCCAGGUAUAGGUGCUACUCACUCCUCCAGGUUCAUCCCUCUCAAAUGAAGACAUCACAAAUGUCCCUUCUUUUUUCUUAUGUCAAACUUUCCCUUGUUUAAUGGGAAUUAUUUAUUUCUAAUUUCUAGUUGAUGUUGUUUAGCCUUCUAUUAUAGCAGUGAACAUGAGUUUUGGAUUUACAUUAUAUUUAUUAAUGAGCUUUUUGUACUCCUCCCCUCCCCCUCUCUCUCGAUUUAAUAUGUGGUAUUGGA
Molecule: messenger RNA, 734 nt
Organism: Gastrolobium bilobum
Lineage: Eukaryota; Viridiplantae; Streptophyta; Magnoliopsida; Fabales; Fabaceae
Product: small ribosomal subunit protein uS19x-like
Exons: 4
Coding region: 82-531 (149 amino acids)
Biological process (GO): ribosomal small subunit assembly; translation
Cellular component (GO): cytosolic small ribosomal subunit; ribosome
Molecular function (GO): RNA binding; structural constituent of ribosome
Source: RefSeq, a predicted model, not a curated record